Molecule: messenger RNA, 2151 nt
Organism: Osmerus eperlanus (European smelt)
Lineage: Eukaryota; Metazoa; Chordata; Actinopteri; Osmeriformes; Osmeridae
Gene: gnat1
Product: guanine nucleotide binding protein (G protein), alpha transducing activity polypeptide 1
Exons: 9
Coding region: 150-1202 (350 amino acids)
Biological process (GO): adenylate cyclase-modulating G protein-coupled receptor signaling pathway
Cellular component (GO): heterotrimeric G-protein complex
Molecular function (GO): G protein-coupled receptor binding; G-protein beta/gamma-subunit complex binding; GTPase activity
Source: RefSeq, a predicted model, not a curated record
AGCAAUUUGCCAGUGUUGGUUAGUAGCAGUUGACUUGGCCAGCGGCGUAGUUGACGGCACCAGGCGGCCUGUAGGCAAUCUGCUAGGACCUUCCAUUUUUUUUCCCGCCAUUUGGUUGUGAGUAUCAGGGCCGAAGCCGGUGAGUGAGAAUGGGGGCAGGAGCGAGUAGUGAGGAGAAGCACUCCAGGGAGCUGGAGAAGAAGCUGAAGGAGGAUGCCGAGAAGGACGCCAGGACAGUCAAGCUGCUGCUGCUGGGUGCUGGAGAAUCAGGAAAAAGCACAAUUGUCAAACAGAUGAAAAUCAUCCAUCAAGAUGGUUACUCACUUGAAGAGAGUAUGGAGUUUGUCACCAUCAUCUACAGCAACACCUUGCAGUCCGCCAUGGCUAUUGUCAAGGCCAUGACGACCCUCAACAUUGGCUAUGGCGAUCCCGCUCAGCAGGACGACGCCCGGAAGCUCAUGCACUUGGCUGACACCAUAGAGGAGGGCUCCAUGCCCAAGGAGCUGGCAGAGAUCAUCAUCCGUCUCUGGAAGGAUUCUGGGAUCCAGGCGUGCUACGACAGAGCUUCCGAGUACCAGCUCAACGACUCAGCUGGAUACUACCUGAAGGACCUGGAGAGGCUAAUCCAGCCAGGGUACAUCCCCACCGAGCAGGACAUGCUGCGAUCAAGAGUGAAGACCACCGGUAUCAUCGAGACUCAGUUCGGAUUGAAAGAUCUGAACUUCAGGAUGUUUGACGUCGGAGGCCAGAGGUCUGAGAGGAAGAAAUGGAUCCACUGCUUUGAGGGGGUGACCUGCAUCAUCUUCAUCGCUGCUCUGAGCGCCUACGACAUGGUGCUGGUGGAGGACGAUGAAGUGAAUCGAAUGCAUGAGAGUCUUCACUUGUUCAACAGUAUCUGCAACCAUCGCUACUUUCGCACCACCUCUAUUGUACUCUUCCUCAACAAGAAAGAUGUCUUCACUGAGAAGAUCAAGAAGGCUCACCUCAGCAUGUGCUUCCCUGACUAUGAUGGCCCCAACACCUAUGAGGACGCCGGUAACUACAUCAAACUCCAGUUCCUGGACCUCAACUUGGCACGAGACGUCAAGGAGGUCUACUCGCACAUGACUUGUGCCACAGACACAGAGAACGUCAAGUUUGUGUUUGAUGCCGUAACUGACAUCAUCAUUAAAGAAAAUCUCAAGGACUGUGGUCUCUUCUAAGAGCCACGCUGAGCAUGGCCCGGAGCAGGGAGUUGGUCUAAUCUUGACCCAUCACUCCUAAGCUACCUAUAUUCAAUGUGUGGACAUUCACUCCUCAACCCAACAGGACAUCCAAUGAGAGCCAGGACAAGAAAUGGUCUCUGCAAACACUCAGACACACGCACCCAAAUGUACGCACGCAUACAUCUAUGAAUUUGAUCGUUCAAAAAUACACAUCAGUUUUUUGUCCAAAGACUACCACGGUAGUUUAAGACCAGUUGAAGUAACAAACCUAACCUAGGUGUGACCUGAGAGUUAGCGGAUACGCCCUGUACUGAUGUCCAUUACAAGUUGAUCUUAGUAAAGCUGUUACAUCACAACCUUCUGGAAUAGAAAUUCAUUUUCGUCGCAGUGCUAAGCAAACUGUAGUGGAGAUGUAGACGCUUCUGAUGGCAAACAGCGACAUGUCUUCUCAGGCCCAUCAGUGAGUGCAAGUGCGUCGUAAGGCAAACAUAUCUGAGCUCUAGUAAAGGCCCACAAAGCAAACCUGCUAACAGAAGAAGAAGGCCUCUCCCCACCUGCAUAUGCACUUCAACUUCUGUUACGACGCAGAGUCGUUCGUCAGCUAAAAGGCGUCGGACACGUAGAUGUCGCACACAUCUUAGAAAACACCGUUGUUUGUACAACUAGGAAUUCGAACGAGGAAUAAACGACAAGCGGGAGAAGACCUUUAUCGUGUCUCAUUGGGCCAGUUCUACUUACACGGUAGUUAGUGAAAUAUCACAGUGAGGAACCCUCCAGUGUUGUUCUGCUCCAUUGUUCAGUGACUGUGCUAAAGCAACAUUUUGAAAUAUGUGUUGCAAGGAAUUACAAACAUGUAGGCCUUUGAGCCCUGGAGUCUGUACAUAAAUGAAAAUUAUGAAAGAAGUCUGAAAUGAUCUUAUUAAAGCUUCCGUAGAAAAUUUAAAAA